This is a messenger RNA of Abrus precatorius (Indian licorice), 2457 nucleotides long. RefSeq names its product arabinosyltransferase XEG113-like. Gene Ontology annotation, molecular function: arabinosyltransferase activity. NCBI's taxonomy places the organism in Eukaryota, Viridiplantae, Streptophyta, Magnoliopsida, Fabales, Fabaceae. The transcript has 13 exons. The record is from RefSeq and is a predicted model, not a curated record. Gene Ontology annotation, biological process: cell wall pectin biosynthetic process. Bases 195 to 2081 code for a protein of 628 amino acids. Gene Ontology annotation, cellular component: Golgi apparatus.
CAUUAAAAAGUGAAUUGAAGUAGUUGAGAUUCGUUUAGGCAAGGUUUCAUUUUCAUGUUCUUUUUGGUUCACGUUGAAAACUCGAGCAUAAGCAUAUGAAUCAAUUAAGAACCACAGUCGUUGACCUUAACAUAACCAUCCCAGAAGAAGUUGUUUUGGUACUUUCACUUUCCUUCUGAAUCAGACAGAGUUUAAUGGCGUGUGAGGAAGUGGCUCAUUCGAGGCCUCUGUUCCUCACGAUCUACACCGUUGUCAUCGUUGGCAUCGUCUUUUCCUCUCUCUACAUCUUCUCCGCCAUACGCUACUCUUCCACCAACCCUUCUGCUUGGUCCCUUUCAAAUGAGGAUGCUAGUCCUGCAGAACAAAUGCUCAACGGUUCUCAAUCAGCAACUGCGAAUGUUGUGCCCCCUCCUCCCCAGGAACCACGGAAUGUGUGGACAAGACCUGUUUUGGAUGCUCCUCCACGAAAUAAAAAGAUGCCAUCUUUGAAGGCUUUCCAAUUGACCAAAGAACUGGUUCAGCAAAGGGUGAAAGACAACAUUAUAAUAGUGACCUUUGGUAACUAUGCAUUCAUGGAUUUUAUUUUGACUUGGGUUCAACAGUUGAAUGAUCUGGGACUGUCGAAUUAUCUUGUUGGAGCAAUGGAUACCAAGUUAUUGGAGGCACUUUAUUGGAAAGGAGUACCAGUUUUUGACAUGGGCAGCCAUAUGAGUACCGCAGAUGUCGGCUGGGGCUCUCCAACAUUUCAUAAAAUGGGGAGAGAAAAAGUUAUACUAAUAAACUUGAUACUACCUUUUGGUUACGAGCUGUUGAUGUGCGAUACUGACAUGGUUUGGUUGAAGAACCCACUUCCAUAUCUUGCUCGUUAUCCUGGAGCAGAUGUUUUAACAUCCAGUGAUCAAGUUGUACCAACAGUUGUAGAUGAUAGGCUGGAAAUUUGGCAAGAAGUUGGUGCCGCCUACAACAUAGGAAUUUUUCAUUGGAGACCUACAGAAUCUGCAAUAAAAUUGGCAAAGGAAUGGAAAGAACUGCUUCUAGCUGAUGACAAGAUAUGGGAUCAGAAUGGUUUUAAUGAAAUUGUACACAGACAAUUAGGACCAUCUGUUGAUGAGGACAGUGGACUUGUUUAUGCUUAUGAUGGAAAUCUAAAGCUGGGAAUUUUGCCUUCAAGUAUCUUCUGCAGUGGACAUACGUAUUUUGUCCAGGCUAUGUAUCAGCAACUCAGAUUGGAGCCAUAUGCUGUGCACACAACAUUUCAGUAUGCAGGCACUGAAGGAAAGCGCCAUCGACUGCGAGAAGCCAUGCUUUUCCGUGAUCCACCAGAAUAUUAUAAUCCUCCUGGGGGUUUCUUGUCAUUCAGGCCAUCUAUUCCAAAAAGCUUGUUGCUAAGUGGAAAUCACACCAUUGGAUCACAUUUCACGCUUGUUAAUUACCAAAUAAAACAGAUUAGGACAGCACUUGCAAUUGCUUCCCUUCUGAACAGAACACUGGUCAUGCCACCACUAUGGUGCAGGAUUGAUAGGCUCUGGUUUCCCCAUCCUGGUGUUUUGGAGGGGUCUAUGACUAGACAACCUUUUCUCUGUCCUUUGGAUCAUGUAUUCGAGGUGAACGUCAUGUUGAAAGAACUCCCAGAGGAUGAGUUUGGCCCUGGAAUAGAUAUUAGAGAGUACUCAAUACUUGAUAAUCCCUCCCUCCCCUCAGAGGUGAAAUCAUCAUGGCUUGAUGUUCAGCUCUGUAAGGAAGGAACCCAAGAUUGUUUUGCAUCAUCAAAUAAUACUGAUGUUGGAGGAGUACUCAAAUUUCCAAAGCACAGCAAUGAAGAAACGUACAUGAAAGUGUUUUCAUCAUUCAAGGAUAUAAAAGUGAUCCAGUUCUCUUCAAUGCAAGAUGCUUUUACCGGUUUCAUUGACAAGGAAAGGGAAGAUAAAUUCAGAAACCGUGUUAAACGGUAUGUGGGUAUAUGGUGCUGCGUGCUAGAACACACACCUGGUCACAUAUAUUAUGAUAUGUACUGGGAUGAGAAACCUGAAUGGAAGCCAAUCCCUCCUCAAACUUCCGCGGAUGAUCAUCCACCUUGGUGAGGUCAACUUCAGGAUGAUUUUUGUUAUAACACUACGGACAGAAGACACGUGAAAGAUAUUUAAUUGAAGGUGGUUUAGUUUCCAAAUCAUUGCCAAGACCAAGAUUUUUACUCAAGUAAAGAAUCUGUAUCCACCUUGAGGACGUUGGUUGUUAUAGAGAUGAGGCAAAGUGGUUCUUGUGUAACAAUGGGAUGGGAAGAACACGUUUUGUAUCAAGUUUCCAGCAUUGCAAAUCAGAGAAAUUGAAGCUGUUUCUUAGAUAAGGUUGCAGUUUUUUUAAUGUUUAUGAGUCAGUCCAUAUUGAAUUGCUUGUAAUUGAAAAAAAAAAAAAAAAAACUGGAGACAUCCAAAUGUACCACUCUUCCCCUUUAUUUCA